Molecule: messenger RNA, 1500 nt
Organism: Anastrepha ludens (Mexican fruit fly)
Lineage: Eukaryota; Metazoa; Arthropoda; Insecta; Diptera; Tephritidae
Product: L-lactate dehydrogenase-like
Exons: 3
Coding region: 1-1215 (404 amino acids)
Biological process (GO): carboxylic acid metabolic process
Cellular component (GO): cytoplasm
Molecular function (GO): L-lactate dehydrogenase (NAD+) activity
Source: RefSeq, a predicted model, not a curated record
AUGACGUCACAACGAACUCGCAAGGCGCAAUUUUAUAUUUUGUCAUUCUUGGCAUUGAAGGCUAAAUUGGUUCAAGAUGGCGAAUUCAUACAAGGUGAAGUAACUGGAGAAAAACCAAGAUUUGCAUGUAUUUGGUUUUUGCAAUUUGGCGGUUUGAAUGUGAAAAUUUCAAUCGAAAUGACAUAUGCAACUGAUUUUGUCAAAGAAAAGCUGAUAGAACAAAUUGCCAAACCUGCAACAAAAAGUAAGCGCAAAGUCACUGUUGUGGGCAGCGGUCAAGUGGGCAUAGCAACUGUAAUUAGUAUAUUGGCGCAAAAUGUCUCAAAUGAAGUGUGUAUAAUAGAUGCCAAUGAAAAAUUAGUAAAUGCUGAGGCCAAAGAUAUACAACACGGCUCGCUGUUUUUAAGGGAUGCCAAAGUAAUUGCCAGUAAGGAUUAUGAAAGCUCAAAAGAUUCGGCUGUGUGUAUUGUGACAGCUGGCGCACGUCAAAAGGAGGGUCAAACUCGAUUGGAUUUACUGAAAACAAAUGUCGAUAUUUUAAGUCAAAUAGUACCGCAACUUGUCAAAUAUUCGCCCAAAACUGUGAUAGUUAUGAUCACUAAUCCAUGCGAUGUUUUGACUUACGCCGCGUGGAAGUUGUCUGGCCUGCCUGUGGAGCGUGUCUUUGCCACGGGUACUCACUUGGAUACAUCGCGAUUUCGAUACUUCAUAGCGCAACGUUUAGGUGUCUCAGCCAGUUCCGUACAGGGUUAUAUAAUAGGUGAACAUGGCGAUAGCUCGGUGCCGGUAUGGAGCGGCGUUAGUGUGGGUGGUGUGCGAUUCUCUGACCUUAACAAAUGUAUAGGCAGUGAAGGUGACACAGAUGGAUGGAAUGAGAUACACAAACAAGUUGUCAAAGCGGCCUAUGAAGUGAUUGCGGGCAAAGGUUACACUAACUGGGCCAUUGGACUUACUGCCGCAUCUGUUGCUUCAAUGAUUUUGGAUAACAAAAACGAAGUUGCCACUGUUUCCACUUUAGCAAAAGAACAUCAGUGCAUCGAACAGGAUGUAUUCCUCUCUUUGCCGGUGGUUAUUGGUGCGAAUGGCAUAACAUCUUUUGUGAAUCUACAGCUAAGCGAGAUGGAACAAAAAAACUUAUGCAAAUCUGCUGAAAUUUUGGAUAAGGCGACAAAAUCUAUUAGUGAGAAGUCAGCGGAAAACAAGAAGAAGAAAUGAAAAGAAAAAUUUGUGUCAACUGUAGACGAUAUACAAAAUCAAUAGUGUUAGUUCCUACUUAUUAGUCGUACUAAUAUGUUAUUUUAUGCUAAUUUAAUUUGAAUACAAAAAAUUAUCAAAUGUGUAAAGAAAUCAAAUUGUUAAAAACCAUUCGUAUAGAUUUUUAUAUUUAUUAAGAGGUCGACGAAGGAUGAAUGAGUUCAACUUUUUUCAAAAGAAUAAUACAUAUUAUACUUAUAUCGGCUUUGAAAUUGAAAUGAUAAUACAAACACAGAAAUAACUUCA